AUGGGUUUUGCGUACAGAUUUCAUCGCGCAUCGGAAUACCGUGACUUGAGAAAAAAGAAAAAAGAGUCCUAUUAUCACGAUAUAACUGGCUCUGAUCAAACUGAUAUUUUGUACUAUCGAAGUGGUAAUAAUAAAAGGUUUGUGGAACUGUCCAGUAAGUCACCCGGGCGAAGAGGCAACUGCACCUUCAAGCGGUCCAUGAGCGUGCCAUCUUCAAUUUGUCUGGACGAGAAAGUCGUAUCCCACUGUUGCAUGUCCGGCAAAGAUAUGGAGCAGAGCGCCGAUUUGGACUAUUCCACUCAAUUUAGAGGCUCCCCACUUAUAAACCUUGCGAAGUGCCAGCUUUGA
Messenger RNA from Puccinia triticina, 348 nucleotides. RefSeq lists its product as uncharacterized. Bases 1 to 348 code for a protein of 115 amino acids. The record is from RefSeq and is a predicted model, not a curated record. Lineage: Eukaryota; Fungi; Basidiomycota; Pucciniomycetes; Pucciniales; Pucciniaceae. The transcript has 3 exons.